CCCUCUUAAUAUCUCCAGCCUGAGAUCCAAGAGGAGAAGAGACAGAGCAGCUGAAGCACACACUAUAUACACACUAUACACACAUACACUAUAAGUACACACACAAGUACAUUGACCAAAAGAAAGAUUUUCACAGACACAUACACAUACUCACAGAACACACAUCUACACACUGGAAACACACAUUCACAUACAGCAACACCCUCUGAUAACAUCAGACAUCUGAAGUGACCCUUGAGAGAGAGAAAGAGAGGACUUUACUGCCUAGACAUGCUGAGGGGGACACUUCUCUGGGCUGGCCUGGUGGGAUUCUAUGUCAUCAUCACCCAGUGUCCAGCCUCUUGCCAGCUGAGCGAGGACGACGCAGAGACCAUCGUGGAGCUGCACAACAGCUACCGUGGCCAGGUGGUGCCCAAUUCCACCUACAUGCAUAAAGUGAAAUGGGAUGAGAAGCUGAAGAUCAUAGCUGAGGGCUAUGCUGUGAAGUGUAUAUGGGAGCACAACCCGGAUCUAGAGGAGCUGAACAUGGGAGAGAACCUGUUUGUGUCCAACGGACUCUUUGACCCCAACAUUGCCAUGGAGAAGUGGUUCCUGGAGCACCUAGACUACGACUACAACAACAACAGCUGCCAGGAUGACAAGAUGUGUGGACACUACACUCAGAUGGUGUGGGCGGACUCUCACUCAGUGGGCUGUGCUGUUCAUCGCUGUGACACCAUGGAGGGGCUGUCCUUUGAGAAAGCCACCUUCCUAGUCUGCAAUUAUUACCCAGCAGGUAACUUUAAUGAUGAGAAACCCUAUGAGGAAGGUGAAUGGUGCUCCAAGUGUCCAGACAACCUGCCGCGAUGUGACCAGAACCUCUGUGUGCCUGAUGCCCCUGAGCUUACAGAGGAGCCUGAUGUAGAGAAGGAGACAAUGGACAGCUCUCCCCCAGGCACUGAUGAGCCCUCCACACACACAGCCACAGCCACAGCCACCACCACAGCCACAGCCACAGAGGACACACCGCCAUCACCACCGAGGACACAACCAGACUACUCAUCAGCCCCUGAGCCAACCAUGGCUAACAGAGAGGAGACAGGCACAGAGCCUGGGGGUGAGGAGGAGGAGGAGGAGGAGGAGGAGGAGGAGAAGUGGGAGGGGGAGGAAAGAGCUACAGAGAGGGAGAAGGACAGUACUAGGGAACAACCUCCGGCCAACGCAGGAAGUGUUUCUACUUCCCUAAUUCUGGUUACUAGCUUGAUGCCUUUAUUGUCACUGGGAUUGUGAGGGAGUUGCAUGAGGGAAAAGUUAUCACACACACAUACACACACUAUCUGGAGUUGAACUGGACAUUGCUGGAAGUUGAAUUACAUUGUGAUAUAAUUAAGCAAAUAAGGGCUGGGGGGUGUGGUAUAUGACCAAUAUACCACAGCUAAGGAAGGGCUGUUCGUAUGCACAACGCAUCGCAGAAUGCCUGGAUACAGCCCUUAGUUGUGGUAUAUUUGUCAUAUAUAUAUAUUGGUCAUAUACAUUGGUCUGAUAUACCACGGCUGUCAGCCAAUCAGUAUUCAGGGUUCGAACCACCCAGUUUAUAGUUAAGCAAUAAGGCACGAGGAGGUAUAUAGAAAAUAUACCACGGCAAAGGGCUGUUCUUACGCACGAUGCAAAGCGGAAUGCCUGGAUACAGCCGUGGUAUAUUGGCCAAACACCACAAACCUCUGAGGUGCCUUAUUGCUAUUAUAAACUGGUUACCAACGUAAUUAGAGCAGUAAAAAUAAAUGUUUUGUCAUUCCUGUGGUAUACGUUCUGAUAUACCACGGGUGUCAGUCAAUCAGCAUUCAGUGCUCGAACCACCCAGUUUAUAAUUAUGUAUACAGCAUGGAUUUAUAUUAAAUAAACCAAAGUAGCUAAUUUGAUGGUUAUUUAGCCAUUAUUUGCUGGCAAAUAAUUACAGUUGGUAGUUUGCCAUAUGCCUUCUUAGCAAUAAGCAUAGCACAUACAGUAGUUAACAAUGUAAUAUAACAGUUGUAUAAAAACAGUUACGACCUGUGACCAAUCUAACAACUACCUUUUAAAGCAAGGCACAUCCUCUAUAAACAUGAACGUGAUUCCUAAGCCUAAAGGAGCAUAACUAUUGUCAAUAUUGAAUAUUUCUGUAAAUGUCUGUAUAUAGAGUGUAAUAAAUAUUGUUUGUUCUA
This is a messenger RNA of Oncorhynchus gorbuscha (pink salmon), 2180 nucleotides long. RefSeq names its product peptidase inhibitor 15-like. The coding region runs from base 271 to 1269 and encodes 332 amino acids. The transcript has 5 exons. NCBI's taxonomy places the organism in Eukaryota, Metazoa, Chordata, Actinopteri, Salmoniformes, Salmonidae. Gene Ontology annotation, cellular component: extracellular region. The record is from RefSeq and is a predicted model, not a curated record.